Messenger RNA from Aegilops tauschii subsp. strangulata, 405 nucleotides. Lineage: Eukaryota; Viridiplantae; Streptophyta; Magnoliopsida; Poales; Poaceae. The record is from RefSeq and is a predicted model, not a curated record.
AUGAGGUCGGGGCAGCGCCGACGACGGGUGUUGGUGAGCAGCGACGGUGCGGCGUCGGGGCUCGGGGCGCUGCGGGGUCGAGCCCCCGAUCCAGCUUGUGUCGAGUGGGCGGGCGCCGUGCAGGAGGAGACGGAGAAGCGGGUUGUGGCGUCGGGCGGCGCAGCUGGGGCCGCGCCGGGGAUGGGCGCCGGCGGCGCAGGCGCGGGAUCGGGCGUCGGGGUCGCGGGAUCGAGCGUCGGGGUCGGGGCGCCGUGCCUCGAUCCAGAAUCGUGGGAAGGGAGUGGGGAAAUGAGGAGGAUCGUGGGAGAGUGGGGUUGGGCUAGGGUUAGGUCGGGGGAGCCGGGCCAUAUAGGCCAGGGAGGGGUGUGGGAGUGGGCCGGCCUGACUGGUGGCCAGAGCAUUUAG